AAUAUCAUCCUACGUGACAAUGUUGCUGGGUAGAUCACACCAAAACAACAGCACUCACAUCAACUUGGACUGGAACUCAGACAGACACGAUAUCGGCAGAAAUUCUAUAAAUUGCAAGCAUUUCCGCUGCAAGUUCUUAUUUGCCCUUUUGAAAAAAACACAAUGGCAACUGACUGCGAGACAUGGUUGAACGCAAACCCCGUGGAGGCUGAUGACCUGAGUGACUCCUUCCUGUCCGGCGAGGAGAACGGUGAAAACAGGACGGCCUCCAAAGGCACCAAAAACAACGAAAAAAUCAACGAGAUCAACGGCAACUUGGCUCCGACCUCCAGCCUCCACGAGGCUCGUCUGAAGGCCAAGGCCAAGCGGAGGCUGAGGAAGACCUCUUCUAGGGACUCGGGCCGUGGCGACUCCUUCAGCGACAACGGGGACCCUUCCCGGGGGUCGGCCGCGCCCCCCACCAGCCCCAAAAGCAAGCUGUUGGACAGGAAGUCUCGUCUUGGCAAGGGCAGAGGUUUGCCCAAGAAAGGUGGGGCGGGCGGCAAAGGUGUGUGGGGCCCACCUGGAGAAGUGUACGACCUGGAGGAGGUGGACGUGAAAGACCCCAACUACGACGAAGCGCAGGAGAGCUGCGUUUACGAGGCUCUGGUUCCUCCCCUGGAGGAGGGUGACUUUGAGAAGACGCUCACUCCCAUCGUGCAGGAGUACUUUGAGCAUGGAGACACCAACGAAGUAGCGGAGCUGCUGGGUGAGCUGAACCUGGGCCCCAUGCGGAGCGGGGUGCCCAUGCUGGCUGUGUCCCUGGCCCUGGAGGCCAAGGCCAGCCACCGGGAGCUGACCUCCAGGCUGUUGGCCGACCUGUGCGGCCCGGUGCUCACCCGGGGGGACGUGGAGGAGUCCUUCGACAAGCUGCUACGGGAGCUGCCCGACCUGGUGCUGGACACCCCGGGAGCCCCGCAGCUGGUUGGCCAAUUCAUUGCCAGAGCCGUCAUGGACCGGAUCCUGUCCAAAAGUUACAUUGAGGGAUACAAAGGCAAAGUCGACUGUGAACACGCAAGGGCGGCCCUGGACCGAGCUGUGGUGCUACUGAGGAUGAGCAUGGGGGGUCUCCGUAUAGACAACCUGUGGGGCGCAGGCGGGGGCCAGAGACCUGUCACACAGCUCAUCAAAGAGAUGGUCCUACUUCUGAAGGAGUACCUGCUGUCAAGAGACUCCCAGGAGGCAGAGAGGUGUCUGAGAGAGCUAGAAGUGCCUCACUUCCACCACGAGUUUGUCUACGAGGCUAUAGUGAUGGUCCUGGAAUCCAAAGGAGAGAGAACCUUCAAAAUGGUUCUGCAGCUGCUGAAGUUCCUGUGGGUGUCCACAGUCAUCACAGCAGACCAAAUGAGAAGGGGCUAUGAAAGAGUUUACAUGGACAUUGCUGAAAUCAACAUUGAUGUUCCUCGUGCAUAUUUCAUAUUGGAGCAAUUUGUGGAUAAUAGUUUCAGCGCUGGACUGAUCAGUGAAAGACUUAGAGAUAUCUGUCCCAGUCGAGGGCGAAAGAGAUUUGUGAGCGAGGGAGACGGUGGUCGUUUUAAACUUGAAAGCUACUGAGGAGCCCAUUUUGUGCCAGAAGUUCUGAGUACUGAAGAUACUUUUUAUUCAAUAUUUUGUCAUAAUGGUUGGGUAGAACAACAAAAAAAGAUUUCCUUUUACCUGUCAAAAGAAUGUAUAUUUCUGAAAAUGUAAAAAAGGUGGUAGGAUCUUAAAUAUGGCACUUUGUAAAAAGAAACAAAAAGAAAUGGACGACACUCCUCCUGUAAGGAGGUGAUUGACUAUAUAAGCUAACACAGAAAGUGCCACCAAGCCUAUCAGCUAUGACUCAUUCCAUGUUUAGUAUUACUUCAGGUUUUUCUUUUCACUGCCACUCCCUCUUUCGUGCAAAAAAAAAGAAGGAAAAAAAAGCAGUGUUUGUACUGGAAUUACUUGUCUUGUGUAUUGUAAUUAUGUAAUUAUGAAAAAAGGGUUCAAAGUUGGUUUAAAGCAAUACCUCCCCUUUUAUUCUUUUUGUCAUGCUCCCCUUUAUGAAAAAUAUAUCACAAAGAUGUCAUUUACCGAAGGCAACUAUGUAACCAAGACGAUCGUACAAUGCAAAGAAAACCAGUUGGGAUCAUUUCACAAAAUGGUGUCCAGAGUGAUAUAUUUUUAUAUGUGGGGAACACUGGUGUGUGAAAUGUACCAAGUCUUGCUCCUUAUUUGUUCAAUAAAUUGCUAUAAAAAUACAAAUAAUUUGUGAUUAGUAAAAUCUAAUGAAAUAUGUAACUGACAAAUACAACUGAAAGAUUGUGUGUGUGUGUGUGUUGUAGUUGUAUUAAGAAUUUUUGGGGGGAAGAAAUUGGGUUAUACACUUUAAUUUAAAACAAACAACUAAAAAAGAUGAUAAUGGAAAAGUUGCAAUGUAACAUUCAACAUUUCUUCCCAAGAGGUGCGAGGAAAGCAUAAACAGAAUGUAGUUUGAUCUUAAAGGUCUGCUGUUGAAACGCUAUGUGAAACUGAAGCCAACAAGCCACUAUGCAGCAACUACAGGCCCACUUCUGUAUAAGAUAAAAUAUCACAAACAAUCCUAUACACAAAAUACUUCCUCAGGAAGAACUUCAAACCACUAACGACAAUCACACUCCAUAAAUACACCUAGCCAUUUAACUGUGUCCAGCUGUUAGCAGAAAAACAAGCCAAUGUGAUA
Hypomesus transpacificus is the source of this 2722-nucleotide messenger RNA. RefSeq names its product programmed cell death 4b (gene pdcd4b). The record is from RefSeq and is a predicted model, not a curated record. NCBI's taxonomy places the organism in Eukaryota, Metazoa, Chordata, Actinopteri, Osmeriformes, Osmeridae. The transcript has 12 exons. Bases 163 to 1593 code for a protein of 476 amino acids. Gene Ontology annotation, cellular component: nucleus; cytosol. Gene Ontology annotation, biological process: negative regulation of DNA-templated transcription.